ACCACUCACGCAGCUCGCGCAAGGAAUAAACGCCUCCUCACGCCACGGACAGUCAUAUCCCACAGGGCCGCCCAGCCAUUUCUCCCAACUCCACACCUCCCCGAUCCCCCAAUCACGUACACUGCUCAAGGUGACUGGUCCCUGACUCCCAAGACCACAAUAGACGAGCCCGUCGACGAUAUCGGUGAGGCACAGGCGCGCCGCCGCACAUACGGACGUCGGAAAGGCACUAGAAGACUAAUAAAUAAAACGGUUGCCACGGAUCAGACAGCCCGUUUUGGGAAGGCCGAUUCGUGA
This is a messenger RNA of Colletotrichum paranaense, 297 nucleotides long. RefSeq lists its product as uncharacterized. The transcript has a single exon. The annotation marks the transcript as partial. Lineage: Eukaryota; Fungi; Ascomycota; Sordariomycetes; Glomerellales; Glomerellaceae. The record is from RefSeq and is a predicted model, not a curated record.